AUCAACAGUCAACACCAACGUGAUAAUAAAACAUGAUCGUUGGUUCGUCGGUGAAGUUUAUUCCAACAUUAAAAUCAAUUUUUUACUUAAAAAAUGUAAGACUUGAGCAUUAUGUUGGUGUUGGUAGUUCAUUUAUGAGAUAUCCCAAGAAGAGGAGGUUCUCUAUCAACAUGGCAUUGUUAUACGAAUCCAAAGGCGAUGGUUCUGAAACAAAAUACGAUAUAUCGUCCAUGAGAUGUCCGUACCUUUCCAAACCGCAAGUAAUCAAAGAAGAACAGAUAGAAAAAGAUCCAAUUAAAUGGUUUAAAACAUGGUUCGAGUUGGCGAAACAAUGUAAAGAAAUUUCCGAACCGAAUGCAAUGUGUUUGGCUACAGCUACGAAAGAUGGAUUUCCAUCAGCUCGUUUCGUUCUGUUGAAAUCCUUCGGUACAGACGGAUUCGUUUUUUUCACCAACUCUGACAGCAGAAAAGGCAAAGAAAUGACUGAAAACCCGAACGUAGCUGUAGUAUUUUAUUGGGAAUCGUUGAAGAAAUCAGUUCGAAUCGAAGGAAGUGUCAGUAAAAUUCCACCGGCAGAAUCUGACGAUUAUUUUCACAGUCGACCUCGUGAUAGCCAAAUUGGAGCUUGUGUCAGUAAACAAAGCAGCGUUGUGGCUAAUCGACAAGUUUUAGAAGAUAUUAACGAAGAACUUACGAAAAAAUAUGAAAAUAAAGAGAUUCCGAGACCGAGUAAUUGGGGUGGAUAUUUAAUCACACCGAAGAAAAUCGAGUUUUGGCAAGGGCAAAGCAAUCGAUUACACGACAGAAUCGUUUUUCGAAAACCAUUACCGGAUGAAAAGCCCGAUGAAGUAAUGGUACAUUCCGCUGAAGCUGGUUGGGUAUACGAACACUUAGCUCCUUGAAGAAUCGAAAAUUAAAUUACAGAAAUAGGCAUUUUAUUCCUUCAAAAAUCCUCCGGAUGAGAAUUUCAAGUUACCAAUAAUUGCAGCUUUGGAUUAAAACCGUGGACAGAAUGUAGCCACUUCGUCCCAACUAGUCAUUGUAAUUUGUCAAUACGAAGCUUUAUUAAUUAUACAUCAGUCUACAAUUCCAUAUGUGUCUUCCAUUUUAUAUGUAUUCACGUUGAAUAAUAAUUAUUCUAACAAUGAUUAUAGUUGUAAAUAGAACUCAUUUCUCGUU
Planococcus citri (citrus mealybug) is the source of this 1179-nucleotide messenger RNA. RefSeq names its product pyridoxine/pyridoxamine 5'-phosphate oxidase-like. Bases 33 to 902 code for a protein of 289 amino acids. Gene Ontology annotation, molecular function: pyridoxamine phosphate oxidase activity; FMN binding. The transcript is spliced from 8 exons. Gene Ontology annotation, biological process: pyridoxal 5'-phosphate biosynthetic process; pyridoxine biosynthetic process. Lineage: Eukaryota; Metazoa; Arthropoda; Insecta; Hemiptera; Pseudococcidae. The record is from RefSeq and is a predicted model, not a curated record.